Oncorhynchus mykiss (rainbow trout) is the source of this 2789-nucleotide messenger RNA. Its product is annotated as coiled-coil domain-containing protein 6. The record is from RefSeq and is a predicted model, not a curated record. Lineage: Eukaryota; Metazoa; Chordata; Actinopteri; Salmoniformes; Salmonidae.
CCACAAAGUCAAACAUGGAAACAGCAUCUUGCUUUUUGGUCUUAAUUUGAGGUUAGGUUAAGGCAUAAGGCUAGCAGUGUGGUUAGGGUUAAGUUUACGUUUAAAAUACGACUUUAAGAAUAUACAUUGUAGAAAUAGGCGGGCUUUAGCCAUAAUGAUGACUUUGUGACUGUGGCAAUUAGUGAAGACCCUGCUGCUGCCCCACAAACACUGCAGCUGCAGUCUCGUCUCCUCCACCGUACUGUCUGUCGCACACAUAGCCAUGGCGGACAGUGCAAGCGAGAGCGACACGGACGGAGCAGGGAGUAGCUCGGCUACACCGAUGUCAUCAUCCGCCUCAAAUUUGACCAAGCCGGGGGUAGUCAUUUCACAGUUUCGAUUAGAGGAGUUAACUAACCGAUUAGCCUCACUACAACAGGAGAACAAAGUUCUUAAAAUUGAGCUGGAGACGUUCAAACUCAAGUGUAAGGCACUACAGGGGGAGAAUCGGGACCUGCGUAAAGCUAGCGUCACCAUUCAAGCCAGGGCUGAGCAAGAGGAGGAAUUCAUCAGCAACACUCUGUUCAAGAAGAUCCAGGCCCUGCAGAAAGAGAAGGAGACCCUCGCCGUUAACUAUGAGAAAGAGGAGGAAUUUCUCACGAAUGAACUGUCAAGAAAACUCAUGCAAUUACAACAUGAGAAGGCUGAGUUGGAACAGCACUUGGAACAGGAGCAGGAGUUCCAGGUCAACAAACUGAUGAAGAAGAUCAAGAAAAUGGAGAACGACACAAUAUCAAAGCAGCUCACCUUGGAGCAGCUAAGGCGCGAGAAGAUUGACCUCGAAAACACAUUAGAGCAAGAACAAGAAGCUCUUGUCAAUAGACUGUGGAAGCGCAUGGACAAAUUGGAGGCAGAGAAAAGAAUCCUCCAGGAGAAGUUGGACCAGCCUGUGUCUGCUCCUCCCUCUCCCAGGGAUGUUUCCAUGGAGAUCGACUCUCCGGAGAACAUGAUGCGGCAUAUCCGCUUCCUGAAGGAUGAGGUGGAGAGACUGAAGAAGAGCCUCCGUACCACCGAGCUGCAGCACACAGAGAAGCGGGCCCAGUACAUUGAGGAGGAGCGGCACAUGCGUGAGGAGAACAUCCGUCUGCAGAGGAAGCUGCAGAGAGAGAUGGAGCGCCGCGAGGCCCUGUGUAGACAGCUGUCUGAGAGCGAGUCCAGUCUGGAGAUGGAUGACGAGAGGUACUUCAAUGAGAUGUCAGCUCAAGGCUUGCGAGCACGGACGGUAUCCAGUCCCAUCCCAUACACUCCUUCCCCCAGCUCCAGCCGACCCAUAUCACCUGGUCUGUCAUACGGUAGUCACACAGUUGGGUUCACUCCCCCGGCCACUCUGUCCAGAGCCGCCAUCUCCCACUUCAACGCCCCAGCCCUGCACAUCCACGGAGGAUCCUCCCACGGCGUAGCGAGGCCCUCCCCGAGAAGAAGCACCAGCCCAGAUAAAUUCAAACGUCCCACACCGCCGCCCUCACCCAACACGCACUCAGGGGCGCAGCCUCUGCACCCGCUCCCCCCGCCAGCCCAGCCAAUGGUCCAGUCCAUGUCCUCUCCUGCAGCUAUGUCGCAGCAUGCAGCGCAUCCCCCCUCCCAGCCUUAACGUGCUAUGCCAUGCUACACUACUUCGACAACCAGGGAGUUGAAACCCCACAGAGCAAGUUUCUAUGAGCCGGCAGAAGACCUGAAGCAACAUGGGGCGUUCUAAGGAAUUUACUGACUUUAACUGCGCUUCUGGGAUUUGUAGGCUGAUAUCUGUUCACCUUGUCUUGUACAUGUUUGUUUUUUGCUUGGAACUGUUGACGAUUGGAAUUAUUGUGGCGCUAACAACCAACACGUAUGGUAACAAUGUCUUGUCAUGGUGUUUGUGGGCUGGAUGUGUUGGAUCCCUUCCAUGUCUGCAAUACCACAUUCCAACAGCAGUAAUGUGCACACCCCACCCCCUUGUUCAAAAACAACUUAAUCAAUUGCAUCCCAGUAAGAAUUGCUUAAGUCAGUAAGAUGUAUUGUAAAAGAAAUCUCAGCUUUAGGAGUAACCCAGAUAUAGGGCAUUGAUGAUGGGAGGGAGCUAGCGCAAAGAUAUGUUGACUUUUUGAUUCUGAAAGCCACUGCUUGCCACACUGCUCGUAAAAAACACACAAAAAAACAAAAGGAUGGACAGUGGUACAUAAACCACAGAUAAAUGUUGGCUUUUGAGGUAUUCAAAUGUAGUCUGAGGUGUUCCAAUAUAUAUAGUCAUGUACUCUUGCGUCUCUUUCUCUCUCUUCCACAGCUCUAUCUCUGGUGUGGUUAUAAAAGAUUUUGUCAUCCCUAUGGAUAUUCCUCAUCAGACAAAAAUGUAAUGCUCUUUACACUAAAUAUACUGAUAUAACAUUCUAAAUGAAUGGUACUGUUGAAUGACAUUUCUAUGUAUGAUUAAAAGAUCUUGAGAAGAUGACUCUAAUUUUAGUGUGUUGUACUUUGUUUUUACAAUAUGUGGCAACUCUGACUGUUGGUAAUGUUUUCAGUUCUACUGGAGGUUGUCAUGUGUGAACCAGUGAAAGACUGACAGUGUUUAUCCUUCAUUCUGCUCUCUUUUUUUAUUUGAAUACCAGCAUUGAAUACACACAUAACCGUGGCUUAUCUGAAGCAUGCACUGUUCUGUAAAAUCAUGUGUUCCAGUCACACUUGUUUUUGGCAUAAGCCUGAGCUGAACUUCACACAAGUUACGCAAGAUGAACUUUUGGCACUAAUAAAGUAAUUGACUGGAAAUUAUAUGUUCA